Molecule: messenger RNA, 1494 nt
Organism: Beauveria bassiana ARSEF 2860
Lineage: Eukaryota; Fungi; Ascomycota; Sordariomycetes; Hypocreales; Cordycipitaceae
Product: WSC domain-containing protein
Exons: 3
Coding region: 1-1494 (497 amino acids)
Source: RefSeq, a predicted model, not a curated record
AUGUUCAAGCUUACUACCGCCGUGCUGAUCGGCUUGGCCGGUAGUGCCAACGCCUUCUGGCGCAUGGAGUGCCCUGGCCGUCUCAAUGUUGCCCGUAUUGAUCCCAUCGUUAACCCCAAGGAUGUCUCUGCUCACGCUCACUCCCUCCACGGCUCUUCUGGCCUCUCCGCCUCUGCCGACGGUUCUGCUCUCAAGGCCGGUAAAUGCACGUCUUGCCGCGUCGAGCAGGACAAGUCCGCCUACUGGACACCCUCCCUGUACUUUCAGGAUUCCGACACAGGCAAGUUUGAGCUCGUCACCCAGGUCGGUGGUAUGCUCGCCUACUACCUUCUCAACGGAGAAAACAUCAAGGCUUUCCCCGACGACUUCCGCAUGAUUGCUGGCUCCAAUGCCCGCCGCGCUUACACCGCUGGAAACCCAGAGCAGGCUGAUCCCGACAAGUCUCUCUGGCACUCCAUGGGCGAGCCCAAGCAACACAUACUCGAGCAGCGCGCCCUCGGCUUUAACUGCCUCAACUACGACAAGCAAGCCGAGGGCACCCUCUACCGCCAUAAAAUGCCCGACAAGGCCUACCUCGAUGCCAAUUGCAAGGACGGUAUCCGUCUGGAGAUCAUGUUCCCCUCAUGCUGGAACGGCAAGGAUACAGACGCCAAAGACCACAAGUCCCACAUGGCCUACCCCGACCUCGUCAUGACUGGUACCUGCCCAGAGGGUUACGAGACCCGCGUUCCCUCUCUCAUGUUUGAGACCAUCUGGUCUGUUAGUCCAUAUAAGGACCGCAACGGUCGCUUCGUCUUCUCCAACGGCGACACUGAGGGCUACGCUUACCAUGCUGACUUCAUGAUGGGUUGGGACCGCGAUUUCCUCCAGCAAGCCGUCGAGACUUGCGUCAACCCGUCUGGACGCAUUGAAGACUGCAAACUCUUCACAGUUGUCGACCAGGCAACCGCCACCUCUUGCAAGCUCGAGAACGCUCUACCCGAUAAGCUGGCUUCUGAGCUGCGGAAUAUUGAGGGCCCCAUGGAUAAGCUUCCCGGAAGCAUCGCCGUCUUUGGUGACGGCGGCAACCCGUCCGUACCUGAAACUAACAGCAUUGCAUCUACUCCCACCGAUACUGGCACCUCCCCGGAGCCUAUUCAGAGCUACACUCCUGGUAACACGCCCACGAACCCUGCCGAACCUCUCCCUGGUCAGGUCUUCAAGCAGGUUGACUCUGAGUCAAACUUGUCCUCCGCUCCCACUCCUACCGCUUCUACCAACCCCUCUGCCCCUGUUGCUGCCGCCGCUGCCGUCACUGAGGCCCCUACCACAUCGGCCGUCGAGCACAGCUACUACAGCACCGAGUACAUCACCAACGGCAACACUAUUAGCAAAAUACUCUGGACGCAGCAGCUCGUCACUGUCACAGAGACAGUCGAGGCUGUCCCCGCCCAGACCGUCGACGCUGCCAAGCGCCGUCGUGCCCAUCUCCACGCUCACGUCCGCCGGAGCUAA